Babesia ovata is the source of this 5799-nucleotide messenger RNA. RefSeq lists its product as uncharacterized. The transcript is spliced from 2 exons. Lineage: Eukaryota; Apicomplexa; Aconoidasida; Piroplasmida; Babesiidae. The coding region runs from base 1 to 5799 and encodes 1932 amino acids. The record is from RefSeq and is a predicted model, not a curated record.
AUGGCGCCGAAGAAGCUUACUGACUGUCCGGAAAAUCUCCGGGAGUCCAUCGACUGGUUAAUACAGGUUAAGCACGGCGGGGAUGAGAAAGGUCUUGAGCAUUUGGCCAAAGCUUUGCAAAAGUUGAUUGGUGAGGCUAUUAAGAAAGCUAAUACUAGCCUAUCAACUGAGCGAAAUAACCUCAAUUGUCUUGGGCAUCACUCCUUUGAUAACUCUCCUAAGUCCCACUGUCAGUCUCUUGAUGACCAGAUUGCUGAGGCCAAAAACUCCUUAAUUCCUGAAAACUCUAAAAUUCCUAAUCAUAACGAUGCUUUAAAUGCCCAGAUUAAGACUUGCGAAGCCAAGAAAAGGGAGUGCGAAAAAUAUCAUUCCCUUUCUGAGUCUGACAGGACUGCCCAACUUAAGGAUAUUGAGGAGCGGCAGCAUAAGCUUGCUGAGCUUAGUGGACAACUUGGGGAAUUUAUUGGCAAUACUGAAAGUGUUAGAGAGGCCACCAACAAUGCAAUUAUCGCUGUUAUUAACAAAAAUCCUGAGCUUAAAAAUGAGUACGCAUCUUUUGUUUCCCAGUCAUCUGAGUCUGUCAAGUGGUCUGUUGACAUUGAUGGUCUUAAAAAGGAAAUUCAGCUUGUUAAACAGCAAAUUCGCGAACUUGAGUCUCAGAUAGAAGGCUAUGAAAGGAGACAAGAAUCUGUUCCCGGUCACCUUUCUAAGUUUCAUGAGUCUCUCACUUCCAAGCUGGCGUCCCUUGAGAAGGCGAGCCAACUUAGUAGAUUAAGUCUUCAAAAUCCUGAAAAUGAUAAUCCCGCAAUAAAAUUAUUAGAAAGCCUUUGUACAGGUCUCCAAACAUUUUUAGGUUUCGAUCCUAAUUCCAAAGGCUACGAUGGCACUGGGAUCGUGUACUCGGACCUUGACAGGCUCUGCGACGGGGCGAUGGCGUUCUUGCACGGGGUGCUUAAAGAUGUCCACACCAAACAGCCUUACAAAGUAGGAAAAGAGAAGCUUUUUACUGAAGUUGUAAGUGUUCUUGAGAAGAAACUAUGUUCAGGUCAUAAGGGUUUUCAAGGUGUCAUAACUGAGGUGGCCGAUGGUGUCGGGAGGUACAAUGAUGCGGUGCAGCGUUCGAAUAAUGAACUUAAGAGCAAAAUCCAAGAGUUGUUAACGUAUGUCAGAGACAAAAAAGGGCUGUCCAAAAGUUUAGAUGAUAUAAAGUUAAAGCAUAUCACUGACACUCAGGUUCAAGCAGCGAAGGCCUUGGCAGAGGAGUGUGAAAAAAAAGUCAAGGACUUUAAGAACGCUUUUAACAAUAAAAUAACGGAGAAUAGAGUAUCUAAAUAUGUGCCUAAACAAGAAUAUACAGACUUAAAUUCUGAUUUACGUGAUAAAAUCGACAAUGCCAGAAAAAAUAUUUCCCAAGAAGCUACGAGGCUUAAGACUCUGUCAGAUAAGGAGCGGAGGGAUUUGGAGGAGAUGCUUGCGAAAAUCAAUGAAACGUUGAAUGCGCUAAAAAACAGUAUAAUUAAGAAAAUUAAUGAGGAUGUUGGAGAACUCGUAACAUCGUUGAAGAACUUGGUAAACAAUAUUAAAGUGAAGCUUGACGGUAUUAAUAAGAGUCUGGUAGGGUACGUCCAGUCGCUGAAAAAAUGGAUUGAGGAGGCGGAUGAACAUCUGGACGGUUCAAUGAAGAAAGUGAAGGAAAUUGAGAAAAAGAAUCUCGCGUGGGAUAAGCAGGACAAAAUUAAGGAUGCGGGAGAAAAGUUGACGGCGUGGAGUGAAUGGCUUGAGAAAUAUAUUCCGCAGCUUAACUCAGCGGUCAGUGGAAUUAAUGCGAAGGUUAAGGAGCUUGGUAGGCAGUUUCCUGAGCUCUUGGAGCCUAAUAAAAAUAUUAAGGGGGUUUUCGAGCAUAUUAAACAGCAGGUUAUAGGUAUUCAAGCCGAGGUUGGAACGGAAACCGGAGGCCCAGGUAGUAUACAUGAGAAUUGGCAGAGCCUAAAGGGUACAAUAAAUGGGCUUGUAGGUCAGAUUGUUGGUGAUGAGAAACCAACUCGUGAUGGAUCCCAAAAUGAUAAAGGUUUAAAGCAGAUAGUUGCCGGCAUAAUUGCUUACGCCAAGGGAUUCAGAGAAGAUGCUUUUAAGACUACGGUCCAGGAGUGGGUGAAAGAUAUUGUUACAGCCAAAGAGACAAUUGUUAGCAACAGAAUUGGUUCGUAUGUUACAGUCAACAAAGGCAGGGGUACGCUGACUGACAAUGAUUUUUCGCUUAGGGUUAAGAACGUUGAGGAAGCCAUUAACAAGAACCUCCCAGAGCGCAUUAACACGGAGAUAAUGUUGGCUGCCAACGCAAUCGGACUUCAAGGUGCAGGGGUGGGUGACAUUGGUAGAAAGUUCCAAGAUUUCGCCGCAAGGAUUGAAAUGGAACUUCCAAAAGAGGGUAAUUCAUCAAUUGGUGUGGCAGUCCAGGCAAUUGGGGAGCAGCUAGGGAUAACACAGGCUAAAUCGCUAACGCCAGCUUCCGCAGAUCCUCAACUCAAGGCCAUCAUUAAACCCAUUCUCAAAUCUAUAGUAAACAACUUCAAACAAGUCGCCAAAGAACUUGAACGAUUUGUCCAAAAUUCGCAGAUCGCAAAUAUGAUGCAGAUCAUAACAAAUGUCGAGCAAAUCAGCAAACAAUUAAACGGCGUUAAAGAUAACGAUGUACCAGAAGACUACGGCAAAAAUAUUGAUGACGUAUUGGGAAGGGUGCAACUCAAAAUCCAGACGCUCCACUCCCACCUCAGCACCGCGACUGGACAACCUGGACCCGGCUCAUCCGGCACGGUGGAAAAUCACGCCGACGAAGUUGAUAAGGCAAUCGAAAAUGCCAAAAUCCAAGCCGAAUUACUAAAAUCCGAUAAAGCAACGGAACUCAUCCAAUGGUCCACCGACGUCACGUCCAAUCUCGAAGCGCUCAAAAUGGCGAUGGCAGAGGCCGCCCAAAAAAUCAACCAGCAAUUGACGGAGCUUAAGGAAAAGAAGAUUGGCAAAACUACUGGUGACAGAAAAGAUCAGAACAACACUCUACAAAAAGUUCACGACGACAUCUAUGAGUUGCUAACCGGUGAAUUGACUACUGUCACCUUGUGGGCCAAGGACUUUGUUGAAAAACAUGCCGAAGCAUACAGAAAGACAUGCGUUGGAACCCUCACGCAGCACGUUAACGAUCAAGUCAAAAUUGCGACUGACACGCUCACCACGCAGGCUAGAAAGCAGUACGUCACGUCGGUCAAAGAUUUAGUGACAGCAUUCGGCAGCAGGGUUGAAACAGAGUUAAGUCCUCUGCUAGAAGAGUUUGACACUGACCUGAAAAAGGGUUUCAAGGGGCUUAUGAAUAAGAUCGGAACUAUAUUCAUUGAAAAAAUUAAAGAAAACAAACAAAUUCUGACAUAUGAUUCCGCCUUCGAACUUCCGCGAGAUUCUCGACUGAGGCGUGCGGUAACGUGUCUUUACGCGGGUUUCGAAAAUUUUAUCCACGCUCUCUGUGAGCAAAACGACGUAAACUUCGAGAAGGCUGCAAUCGAUAAGGUUUCCGAAAGUUUAAAAACCUUGCUGCAACAGAUCAGCGAUGCGCAGCAUUUUGGUCACCUUACUACUUCUAAUCUUACUGACUUCAAGAAUACUCUCGGUGUCUUAUAUCCUGGGAAUGUAAAUAAUUCUCCUACUAACGUCUUCACAACUUUGAAGCAUGGAUUUGCGAAGUUCAUCGACGAGCUUAAGAAGCAGUAUGUAAACGUUUAUGACGGCGCAAAAAUAAAUUGGGGUGACGAACAAAAUCCUGACAAGGAAAAAUGCGCCAAAGUGUGCUUAACCCUUUUACCCUCAUUAUAUGGCGACUUGACAAAGUUGAAGAAAGAAUGUGGAUUAAAUCCGAAGAAUAAGAUAUGCCUGGUUUCUGGCCUCAACACGCCUAAUUCUGUUGGCAAUUUCCUUCAGCACUGCGGUUAUGAGGUGGCGGGGAAGGAGACAUCCAAGGAAGGUGAAUUGAGAUGCCAUGACAAUAUGAAUGGUGAAAUGAUUGUCAAAAGACUUCAGGAAAUUAAACAUAGCAGCAAUAUUGUCAGUCCUCACCUCAAAGCCUGUGAAUCGAAUGGUACGGAUGUAAAAACUCAGAAAAAAAGUAAGGACUUUGAUGUUUUCGAUAUCCUCCAAUGUAUUCGCCAUCACUUUAAUAAAUUCUUUGAACUUGGUCACCUACUCAAGUCAUCAUCCAAGAAGCACCCGUGUUCCGUUUACGAAAUGUGCAUUUGGCUGGCCGGUCUGCAUUAUAACUCUGCGUACAAAGCUCUGUUGGGAGAGGUCAUUGGAAAACUCGAUGAUCAAGUUAAACAGAAAACGGAGACACAAGGUGACAUAGAUAUAACACUAGUUAAUCGCCAAUCCUUAUACCUGAAUGCAUAUCCAACUAAUAUAACGUACGACGAUAUUGAAAAGGCAAUCAACGACAUUUGCUCAAAAUCCUACAAACUCCUCACUUGUGUUGCUGGCACAGGCGACGCCGAGUGCAUCUACGCCUGCGACUACUACAACAACUCCAUGAAAUUCUACUAUCCAUCUUCCGGGGAAGACUGUCUGGACACAUUGCUUGAUAUACUUCGCAGACUAUUCCCGCCACUUAAGUUCUUGUAUAGCCAGUGCAGAUACCCGGCUAGCAUUCAUGGUUGGUCACAGUGCCAUUACGGCAAGCACAUUGCUACCGCCAAGUGGCCAUGUAGAGACCACUCAAUCGACAAACCAAAUGACCAAUCAAACACCAAACCAAUUUGUCAACCAACAUCGCCCCUUCAUUCAUACCUAAAUGACUGUCUAACGGGCUUCCUGCCGCACGGGUUGGAGGCAAUUGGAUGCAAAGCCGAAUGUACCACGUGCUCACCAAGUUCACGUCACCUGCCCUGCUUGACACCCUUAGGGUUUAAACGUUUCUCCGGUGGUACGAAAACAGGUGAAGAUUUGUUUAAUAUGCUGGAGGUAUUUUUUGAUUACACCAUUUUACCAUACCUUUUCUGCCUUAUACCCAAACCGCCAUCCACAUUGGCCGAACACUUCAAUUUCGCCAUAUGUUUAGUUCGGGGGCUAGUUGACGCCAAUCUCAAAAAGAGCAACAACAUUAAACAGGCCAUUGAGUCAUCAAUCAAAGAUGUAUCUAUCAGCCUAUGUAAGACACCGGACAACCUGACGGAUGCUCUCAGUAACGCAUAUGGUGUCAAUCAGACCAGUCACGCCGCAGACAAUCACACGGCUUCCUACGCGGAUUUGUCUGGCCUGUCAAUGACGGCGUGCCGUGUAGAUAGCUCAGAUAUGCACUGCGCUCCCUACCUUUCAUCGCUCUCCUGCGACACCUACACUUUCUUCGCCAUGAAGCAUUCAAAAUCAUACCUGUCGUGGGCCCUUUACAUUCCUUGGAAUCUUCAUAGAUACCUUGAAAAUUUACUCAAGGCGUUCACAGAUAUUUCUUGCGCAGAUUGGGGAUGUCCUACGUGUUUGCAUGGCGAUAAGUGCAAAAAGGGAGAGCAUGGCAAAUCGGCAACUUCAUGUCAGUGCCCAUCCAUUAUCACCUUUUAUGUACACCCUGCUCUUCCUCUGGUCGCUGUCGCUCCUGUACCUGCUGCACAUCCUCCUCGUCCGCCUCGACGUCCUGAGGAUACGCUCCCACCUGAGAUCACCCUCAUCGCACCGCAUCGCCGCACAGUCCCUCCUCGCCGCCGCACGCGUCAAGGCACUUCGGAAGCUAAGAUACUUCUCACCGUGAUCACGUCACCCACCGCCUAG